Molecule: messenger RNA, 1597 nt
Organism: Trichogramma pretiosum
Lineage: Eukaryota; Metazoa; Arthropoda; Insecta; Hymenoptera; Trichogrammatidae
Gene: Cdc10
Product: cyclin-dependent kinase 10-like
Exons: 6
Coding region: 128-1354 (408 amino acids)
Biological process (GO): protein phosphorylation; regulation of mitotic cell cycle
Cellular component (GO): nucleus
Molecular function (GO): cyclin-dependent protein serine/threonine kinase activity; ATP binding
Source: RefSeq, a predicted model, not a curated record
GCCAUGCUUGAUGCUACCUAAACACGGUUAGUGUUCAGAGGGAUCUAUUUAUGCUAGAAACGAAAUACCUGUCCGGUGCAGUUUUUUGAGUGUAAAAUCAAGUUUGACAUUUUAUAUUUUAUCAAAAAUGGCGAAAGAAGACCCAAGACUUAAAUUACAUGAUGGACAUAUUGAUUCAGAAAAAAAGAGCCUUGAAGCUGGGCCAGAUCCAACAGCCCCAAUUACACGAAAAGGAGUCUUAACUUCUUUCUUAACUGGUAAACCAAUGGAUAUUCCAGAAAAUGAUAUUCUUGGGAAAUGCAGAUUUGUGUCUGAGUUUGAAAAAUUAAACCGUAUUGGAGAAGGCACUUACGGAAUCGUUUACAGAGCAAGAGAUACUAAAAGUGAUAAAGUAGUGGCUUUGAAAAAAGUCAGAAUGGAACAUGAAAAGGAUGGUUUACCUGUUAGUGGUUUAAGAGAAAUAAGUGUCCUAUUGUCGUGCAGACAUGAAAAUAUUGUACAACUAAAAGAAGUUGUAGUUGGUAGAAGUUUAGAAAGUAUAUUCUUAGCAAUGGAAUAUUGUGAGCAGGAUUUGGCUAGUUUAUUAGAUAAUAUGCAAGCCCCAUUCUCUGAAAGUCAAGUCAAAUGUAUCAUGCUGCAAGUUCUUAAAGGGUUAAGAUACUUGCAUCACAAUUUUAUUGUACACAGAGAUUUAAAAGUAAGUAAUUUACUCAUGACCGACAAAGGAUGCGUUAAAAUAGCAGAUUUUGGACUUGCUAGAUGGUUCGGUUUACCAUUAAAACCCAUGACACCUCGAGUUGUAACACUUUGGUACAGAGCUCCAGAAUUACUCUUACAGGCUAAAACACAAACUACAUCAGUAGAUAUGUGGGCUGCAGGAUGCAUACUUGGUGAACUCUUAGGACAUAGACCUUUACUUCCUGGAAGAUCAGAAAUUCAGCAAUUAGAAUUAAUAGUUGAUCUUCUUGGUACUCCAAGUGAGGCUAUUUGGCCAGAAUUUAAUUCUCUACCAGCAUUGGAGAAUUUCACUCUAAAACAACAACCUUAUAACAACCUUAAACAAAGGUUCCCAUGGUUGAGUGCUGCAGGUCUUAGAUUAUUGAACUUCUUGUUCAUGUAUGAUCCAAAGAAAAGAGCAACAGCAGAAGAAUGCUUACAAAGCAGUUACUUUAAAGAAGCACCUUUGCCAUGUGAUCCAAAAUUGAUGCCAACGUUCCCGCAACACAGAAAUAUGAAGAAAGCAGCUGGAAAAGAUCCACGCGAUCCAGAACCAUUAACUACUGAUCAGACUAAUAAUUUACCUGCAAUAUCUGAUCUUCUUGGAUCACUAGUCAAGAAACGACGUGUCGAGUAAAAAAUAUAUUAAAAAUAUUGUGAAGAUCGAGGCCUGUGAGAAUUUUUUAUUACUAUGUAAUACUUUUAUCAUUAAUAUAAUAUUGUCAUUAAGCAACUCAACAGUUUUUUCACGUGUCAUGAUUUUUUUAAAUUACUUGAUUGAAUCACAAUAAUGGACUUGUACAAAAUAAGUAUUUAAAAACAUGUAAAUCGACAAAAAUAUCGACGUUAAAAAUUAAUAAAAGAUAAGUUUUUCAAUUUA